AUUAUAUAGUAUCGCUCGCCAUGUACGACGUCGCUCUAGUCGUCGGCGCCGCCAGUAACCUCGGCUACCAAGUACUCAAGAAACUAACAGAAAACUACCAUGGAAAAAUCUACUUCACCGCAGAAGACGAGACCACGGGAUUCAACAUACUCAAAAACCUGGAAAGAGAAAACUUAGAUCUGAACUUCUUACAAAUGGACGUCACUUACACCAAGAGUAUUAUCAAGGUCAGACAUUACAUCCAAGAUUUAGACGAGAGAAUAGACUUGAUCAUAAACGUGACCGACUACGUGCCAGAGAAGAAAAUAUCUCACGCUGAAAUUGUUAGAAGAACGCUCAGUGUCAAUUUCUAUGGAUAUAUCAAUUUUGGGAAGUUAGUGUACCCGAUACUUAAUGAGAACGCCAGAGUUGUGAACGUUUCUGGCCCUGCUGGAUUGCUAGCUACUAUAGAGAACGAUGAAAUUAGACAGAGAAUAAGUGAUCCGAAACUAACUGAAGAUGAGCUGGUUGCUAUUUUGCAAGAUUACGAACAGGCAGCUAGAAGAGGGACCGAGAAGACUGAGGGGUGGGGCAUGAGUGUGCAUUCUGUGAGCAAAGUCGCUUUAAAUGCCGUCACAUUCUUACAACACAGAGAAUGGGCAGACAGAGGAAUAGUGAUCAACUGCGUUAACCCUGGGAAUUUGAACAGCAGAGAAGGAAGAAAAACGGCGAAGAUGUAUGAGGAAGGAGCUAAAGCGAUCCUGUACUUGGCCUUUGAAGCACCUCUGUCACUGAAGGGUAAUUUCGUGUGGAGCAACUAUUCUGUGAUUGAAUGGAACUCUGACCCCUAUGUAGAAGUGACGACCGUGUGAUUAAUUAGUGCUCUUUAAUAACUGUACUAGUGAUAUGGUGAAACAGCAGUGAUGAAGUUUGUUUGUUCAUCAUUUUGUUUAUACAAUUGAAUAGUAUUUUUAAUGGAGCUAUUGGUGAUUUGUUAAUAAUAGUGAAGUUCAGUAUCAAAUAGUAUUUAAUUAAUUUAUUAUUACUCUAGGUUUAGGCGUAGUCACGUGCGUUUAAGUCAUCUUAUUACUGCUUUAUGAUUGCGAAUAGAAAAGGUAUUGAGUAUGAAUUAAAGUUUUUUUUUUUUAAUUAUAAAAAGAGUCUGUUGUUCUUUAGAACUUUCCUGAAAACAUGUAAAAUAAUUAUGGUAAAUGUUAACAGAAGAUAUUUAAAGAUGUAUGUUUGAAGAUACAUGUAAGAAUAUAUAUUUUUGGAAAUGGACCGUCUUAAUGAAUGCUACAACCGAGAUAAUUGUGAAAACAGUAUGAACGUAACUGAAUAUCAAAUACAUUGAGUGAACAUCUUCCAAAAAAGUCUUUUAUUUUCACAUUAAAAAGAAAUGCUUCUACUUACGAUUCAUGAUUUCAUAUGGACUCACUCUUUUAAUACAAUUAUUUGGAGUAAAGAUAUACAAAACACUGGUCUUAUCGUGUUGUUCAAACAACUGAUAGUAAAUUAUAAUUAUUUAAGUCAUUAAUGAUAAUGUUUAUAAAUAAAUUGUAACUGAACUGGAUAGCACAGAACACAGCUCUUGUUAGGUAACUAACAAGCUAACAUAAAGUAUGUAGAAACGAUAAUGUGGUUUAACCUAAAACACUUCAUUCAAUAACAAGAUUCAUGUUAUGUUUAAUGAAUAAGUAUGAAUGUUCCUAUUAGGAUUGCAGUUUGUUUGAACGCGCUAACCCCAGGAACAACUGGUCUAAUUUGAAAAAUACUUUCAGUUUUAGAUAGCCCAUGUAUGAAAGAUUAGCUAUUCACAUUAGUUCAGGUGCUAAAAAUAGUUAUCAUGGUGGAGGUUAGUUAUAAUAUUAAUACGUAUAACUUAGUUACAUUCUGAUUCGUUAUUAUAUUAUUAUUUUACAAAGAACCCAUACGAAACCAGGAUAAGUGUUUUUCAAAGUAAGGAUUUAGAUUUUUAUUUUUUAUUUAGAUUUUGGAAAGAAUUCCAGUUACAAUUAAAAUAUUUUAACUGUA
Molecule: messenger RNA, 2013 nt
Organism: Helicoverpa zea (corn earworm)
Lineage: Eukaryota; Metazoa; Arthropoda; Insecta; Lepidoptera; Noctuidae
Product: carbonyl reductase [NADPH] 1-like
Exons: 1
Coding region: 21-851 (276 amino acids)
Molecular function (GO): oxidoreductase activity
Source: RefSeq, a predicted model, not a curated record